AACAUCUGUAUGGUUCGCUCACGCUUGACCGAUUAAGCUGAACUAUCAGACGUAAAAUACAAUGUAUAGAUAUAAAUAUAUAUACUAGCGGGUCGAUUAAGCCAGAAUCAGCCAGAGCCAUUGUUUUAAAAUCUAUCUCUAUAGACAAGUUAGUGCAUAUACACGUACCGAAUUUGGAACAAGCCUUUUGCAGAGGGAGUAACGCAGGCGAUACCAUUGUCGACUACACGGGCAGAGUCGCCAUUUAACUAUAUAGGCACGUGCCAUUCCUUUGCUGUUUCGGUGCAAAAACACGGAAGCGAACAUCAUUAAUAUUUAUAAAGGAGGCAGACACUGGAAAUUACGCAAUAGGUGAUUUUUUUGUGCUAUCAAAGAUACCUGCAAAAUCCACAGGCUUGUCUUGAAUUCACAUAGUGCAAAGGAUAUCUUCAACGGUACGGAACGGAAACAAUUGAAGGACCUAUAACACGUCCAAACGUGAAGGCAAAGUUUACGACGGGAUUGCAUACAUUUGCAGUUUUUUUUUGUGCGGAUAAGAGCUGGAAUUAAACACAGCGAGGAAGAACAAACAACACGCAUUCGUAUCUUACAGUUAGGAGGUUUGUGCAGAAUCGAAUGCAGCGUAAAACAUGUAAUUUGGACAAGCAAGUAACACCAGAGCGUGUGUAACCCUUAUGGUGUACGAGUUCCAGGUAUUGAAUGAACUGCAUAGGUAUGGAGACUCCGUGCUAGUCUAGCGAUAACAGUGCCGCUAUUCAGCCGCUGUAGCUGAGGCCGACUACAGAACACAGCAUUAAAGACUGGGUGAGUUUACUGCAGCAUACAGCUAACAGGUUGACUUGACAUGUAAAACAUACUUCGAUACACUAACAGCGUAAAAGUCUAAUCCCGGACGUCCCUUCAACGUUAUCAAGUCCGCAAAAAACUGACAAACGUUGCUUAAGGAAUCGAACGUGGUGCCAUUCUACAUACAUAAUACGGACUCCGAUUCGUUCAACUGACAGUGUCAAGAGGCUUAAGGACCGGAAAUAUUACAAAUACAAGUGCAUAUAAAUACCUACUUGUAUCAAACGUUGAAUUGAUUUGGACGAAGUAUUUCUAUAUUUGGUGUUAAAUACUGAUUUUAAAUUUUAAACGUAGAUAACUCGUGAAACAUUUAUAAUUAUCUGAAUUGUCGACGAAUGCACACGUGUUGAGCGUCCAGCAGACCGUUUAAAGUUAGGUAGGAUCGACAUUUUGUAAACUUUCACUUCAAACGUCAAUCGUUUGAAGGAAGGAAGAGACCACGGAACCCCUCGAGUUGAUGCCUUUGUUUCGCGGGAAAGUGUCAAGCUAUUCCGAAGGUGACCAUGUCCGCCAAAUCCAUCAUGCUUUGCUUUCAGCUGGACGAAACACUGACGUCGGAUGACGAUGUGCUAAACAAGCUUAAGGGUGUACCGGAAAUGUGUUUGUCCGGACCUGUAAUUGACGUCAUCACACGGAAUUAUGGGAAAAUCCAAGGACACAUGACCAUGGCAAUGUCCGAAGAUGGAAGUCACGUGACGGUGAGGAUGUAUCCCACAGGCCUAGUGACGGUAGACGUGCAACGACUGAUGGAGGGCGACUCAACACCAAACACUGCAGAAAUAGCUGUGGUGAAGAAUUUAGAGGUCAAACUAAGGAAAUAUUUCGGGACCCAAUGCAAGUUUAGUCGCAGUAUACUGGGUCAGAUCUGCCGAGGCGAGGUGUGUCCAUAUUUCUCGUCGGGAGAGGACCUUCUGUUCGAGUACGGCCCCUUGAAACUGGUGUGUGAGAAGGAAUCAAAGUGGCAAAACAUCAAAAUCUACCAUUCUGAAAAAUUCGGGCAUAUGCUCUGCCUGGACGAUGAUCUGAUGUUGGGAGAAAGUGACCUUAUAUAUACUCAGACUCUCCUUGGGGUCGGGCGCAACGACUUCCGGGACAAGACGGUGCUCAUCCUCGGGGGAGGGGACGGUGGACUUCUGUACGAACUACUCAAGAUGGAACCACGGCACGUUCUGAUGGUGGAAAUUGACGAGGAAGUCAUUAAAGCAUGUUCGACCUACAUGGAGGUCGUUUGUCAUGACGUCCUGGAGAAGUACGAGGGACCAAACCACAAGAUUCACAUAGGAGACUGUAUGGACGUGCUGAAGGAGAGCAUGGCGAGUGGACGGAAGUUUGAUUACGUCAUCAAUGACCUCACAGAGUUUUUAGUCGGCACUGAAAACUCCUAUAUCUACGAUCUAGAGACGUCCUCCCACAGUUUGGAAUUCUCCAUAAAGAUUCUCAACAAGGGAGGGAAGUACCUGUCGCGGGGAAACACUGUACGUGCCAAAAGUUACACUGAAAAGUUUGAGGCUGACAUCCGGGCUUUACAGUUAAAAUUUAAUCGCCACGAAGUGGACGUGCCUUCUUUCCAGGAAAAAUACUGCCUUUACGAGGUGUGGAAACCAUAGAAACAUGCAGAAAGUUUUUUCUGAAUUUGAUAUAAAGUUUUUUUGUUUCAUUUUAAAAUUUAAGCAUGGUGACGUGUUUUUAAUUGUUUUUUUUCUUCAAUGUCUAAAUAUUUUACUAAAAGCUGUCGAGUAUAAUUAAAUCAUAUACGCUAACCAUCUGACAACAAGAUAAGCAGCAGUAACAACAAUAACAACAUCAACAAUAACAAUAACAACAACAACGACAACAAUAACAAGAUCAACAGACAUCAUUUCGGAGUCGAGUCGACGGCUGAGAUCAGUAAACAUCGGAAGUUGAACUUUAGUGUCGUGGAGGAAGCGCCACCUAUACAUUGUUUUUACGUUUAUGAGACAACAAUAAUGAUGAGUGUAAUGAAGUAUGUUGUGAUCUGAAAAUUACCUGUUUCAGAUAAAAAAAAAAAUGUUUAUGUUCAGCAGUAAUCUUUUGAGUAAGCCAACACCAAAAUUCCGCGAGAAGACGUCUAGAUAUGUGUUUUUGACAGUUAAAGUGUGCAUUUGAUUUUAAUGGUUUUUGAUCUAUUCAUGUUUUACAUAUCAUGAACAUAAAAAUUGACUUAAAACGGUACAUUUUGUAAGGCCUUUUAUCUUGUUUAAAAAUGUUCAAACUGUUCGAAAAUGCGUUACUUAAUAAAUAUUAUUAACUAAAGUAAUGGUAGCUAUAAUUGUAAAAAGUGAAAACGGGCAUUCUUGUUCCGGAAAAAAACUCUUAAGUUGAAGAACUAAUUUUUCAAAUUAAUGAACUGUUAAUUGCCAAUAAAACAAUUAUGAUAUUUAUCCGGACACUCGAGGGACCAGUGUAUGUGACAGAAAAAAAUCAUAAAACAUUUUAAUUUCAAAAUAAAUUUCAUUACAACAGGAAGGUAGAGCAGAUACAGGCAUAAUAUUAAAGCUGUACGAUUUUCAACUUAUUUGUUUAAAAAUAAGAAGAAAAAAUACAUCAUGGGGUAUAAAAAAACUGGUAAUAUUUAACCUGAACUAAAUACGUAGCUGAUAAUUUCGAAACGAAGAAGGGUUAGUGAGGGGGGAGGGAGGGAGGGAGGGAAGGAAGUGACAGUUAGGAAAUUCCCCGAUCCUCCAUUGAUGCUCUGAGAGGCAUGGGCAACUAUUACUUGUAUUCCCUCGCUUAAAAUACUAUUGUAAUGUCUCUGUCAGUCGCAUGUUCUAAAAAGUUCCCAACGCAAUUUUAUCAAUUUAUCAUGUAAAUACUUAAUUAUUUAUUUAAUGGGAUUUAAUGGGACAUUUAUGAGAAAUAACAACGAUAAACUAUAACAACUAUAAUGUGUUUAAUUAUUCAUACCGUAAAGUUUGGGUGCACCAUACCAAAGAACAGAAGUUAUCCUUUUGGAUAGUAAUGAACCGGAUUAAGAUUUAUAUAAAAGUUGUAAGCUUUUAAAGAACCAAAUGACGAGGAAAUAAAACUGUCCUAAAACAGUACCUUGAAGAGACUAUAUUUUUUUCCAAAUUUUCGGUUUAUUUAAUGCAUUGCAAAAACGCCAAUGUUCACGCGCGGGGAAAAUUUACACUUGUGUCAUGAAAUAUAUAUGACAAGAAAAAAGGUAAAUGCAACAAUAUCAAAGCUUGCAAAAAUAACACUUGCGUGAAAUUAUCAUGAAAGUGAAAUCCUAAAUGCCACUUGAAAAUACCUACCUGAGAAAAUGAUUUUUUUUAUGUCAAGAAAAUUUAAAAAAAAAUGUGAUUUUCGUCUAUGCACGAUUUACUUUUUACUUUUAACCAUAAUUACAAAUCAUACAUGAGUGCGUAAGUGUGUUUGUGUGUUUGGAAUGUACAUGGAGUGUUGUUUUGUACUUCAUAUUACAUUUAUUUUUCACUUUCACAACUACCUAUACAAUGUACAAAUAAAUCAGAGGUUACAUUCUAGAAUAAC
Messenger RNA from Mizuhopecten yessoensis (Yesso scallop), 4359 nucleotides. Its product is annotated as spermine synthase-like. Gene Ontology annotation, biological process: spermine biosynthetic process. Gene Ontology annotation, molecular function: spermine synthase activity. The transcript has 11 exons. The coding region runs from base 1350 to 2453 and encodes 367 amino acids. The record is from RefSeq and is a predicted model, not a curated record. NCBI's taxonomy places the organism in Eukaryota, Metazoa, Mollusca, Bivalvia, Pectinida, Pectinidae.